GAUUCUUUUUGAAAGAAUCUCCAGCUGGUUAGGGUUGCGCAAUUGUAGCUUUUUUUUUGUCUGUCUGUAGUAGGAAACCUUUCCAUGGUUUACUAAUUUUAAGGAUCGUACAUUGGUAGAACAGAACGUCUUUGCCUAGGUUUAUGACCUUUUUUUUUUUUUUUUCAUAUACCACUCUUUAAAAUCAUUAUUCCAUGUGCACUUCUAUGUUGGGUCCGUCGUCCGUGUAAGUAAUGGCCAUUUGCACGGAGAAGGAUUCAAUUAGUAGAUUUGCUUGCUAGAUAUUUUCAUAGAUAAGGGUAAUUUGGGGAAUCGCAAGAAUUCGGAAGGAAUGGUUAUUGAAUGUGGUAAGUGAAGAUGAUGAGUGAUUGCAAUCCUUUCGAAUUUCUUGAUUUUUGCCCAUACUGAAUUUUUGGUUUUUAUACUUUUUUGUGUGUGGAAGAUUGCAUUGAUGUGUAACUGUAGAGGUACAUGUUUUUCACCUGAAACUGAAGGAAGGAAAUGGGACGAGAAUCACUAAAUGUCGAAAGCCUAGUAAGAAACGAAACGAGUGUGGUAUAGCUUCAACGUUGUUUGAUGUGGUUGAUCUGUGUGAGCAAGUUUACCUGUACCAGAAAAAAUCACCCGACGAAAAAAAAAAAAAAAAAAAAGAAAGAAAGAAAAGAAAAAGUCAAUAAAACCUUGGAAAGAACGGGUUUUAAAGUAGCAGUAUGCUUUCAUAAAAUAAAAAGCCUUGUAUUUUCGGUGGUAGUACUGCUCUCUGGAUAUAGGGUAGGAGAGCGAGAAGGUGUCGUCAUAUGGGUCGCGAAUAUUUAAUACAAGAAGGAUAUUGCUUGAUUUUGUUUGUCGUCUGCACAUUUCUUGCAGUCCAUAAAAACAAAAACAGCAAAUCUUUCAAUUUGUUGUUUCGUCUUUAGAGGAACUUUCAUGAUGAGUUUGCCUUCGCGCAUUUCUGCUCUCGUAUCCAAGCCUACAAACUCUUGGAAUUUAUUGGGGGACAGCACGAAACUCCAGAGGACAUUUCAAUUUAAGAAUUUCAUUGAGGCUUUUGGGUUCAUGACCUGUGUGGCAUUGAGGGCUCAACAAAUGAACCAUCAUCCAGAGUGGAGUAAUGUUUACAAUAAAGUCGACAUUACAUUGACCACGCACAUGACCAAGUCCUUAACGGAAAAGGAUGUUAAGUUGGCAGAAUUCAUCGACACGAUUUGUGAAAAGUCAUAAUUUUCCAUCUCUCAUACAAUGGUUGCUCGCUUUUACUGCGAAUUGAGUAGAUUUAUUCCAUAGAGUUAUAGAAACGCUCGAAUUGAUUGUUUGGAAACUGUCAUUGGAAGCAAUAAAAAUGAAUUCAUCAAACAAGAUAUUAUUA
Schizosaccharomyces octosporus yFS286 is the source of this 1366-nucleotide messenger RNA. Its product is annotated as 4-alpha-hydroxytetrahydrobiopterin dehydratase. Bases 928 to 1221 code for a protein of 97 amino acids. Gene Ontology annotation, biological process: tetrahydrobiopterin biosynthetic process. NCBI's taxonomy places the organism in Eukaryota, Fungi, Ascomycota, Schizosaccharomycetes, Schizosaccharomycetales, Schizosaccharomycetaceae. The record is from RefSeq and is a predicted model, not a curated record. Gene Ontology annotation, molecular function: 4-alpha-hydroxytetrahydrobiopterin dehydratase activity. The transcript has a single exon.